AUUUUCGGUUUUCACUAGUGGUGUUGUGGCUAUUGUCUCCUCUCUCUUAUAGCAGCCGACGAUUCACCGACGAGGAAGAGAUGCCGCCACUUGCAUCCAAGCGCCAUAAGGCCUCACCUUCCUUGCAACCCUCGGAGGUUUCUUCCGACUCCGGGAGCGACUCUGACCUCCACUUGCAUGACCACUCCGACCCCGAGGAGGAUGACAGCUUCUUCUCCGCAAGGAGCAUCGCCGGUGACGACGAAGACGAACAAGAUUCCGACGAGGAGGAGGAUGAAAGCCAGGAUGAGGAGGAAGAUGAUGAUGGUGAGAUGGGGGAGCUCAAGCAGGAGUAUCAAGUCCUCCAGGCCGAUCAACAAAGCAUUCUUCAGACUUUGAAGCAGCACCGAGACGACGACAUCGUGAGAGGCCAGGCAAAAUCAAAAGUCUCUAUGGGACAAGACCUGGAGAUGAAGUUCUUGCUGCAAAAGGCGUUUUCCACUUCGAACAAGCUUCCCAAGGAUCCCACCAAGUCAAGAUUCUGCGGUCACGGUCAGGAGAUAGAGGAAGCAUAUGUUGAGCUGCUGGAUUCAUCGAAACAGACCCUCGGUUCCAUGCUGGAGCUGCAGGAGGCUUUACUGGAGAGGAACCAGUCUGCAAAGGGUCCAAACGAUAAGGUACCUUGAAUGUAGAAAAUGACGAGUAGCUGAAAGUGCAGAAAGUGCAGAAAGUGCAGACAAGGUAACCAUUUGCAAUAAUAGAAACUGUCAGAAGGUACUGUGGGAUAUAUUCUUCAAUAUGCUGCAGUGUCUUGCAUAGCAGCAGAUCAUUUGUUAGUCAGCACUAUGCAAUUAUGCACUUGUAUGCUUACCACAUCAUUGAAUUUGUUGUGCUUUAAUAUUGAUCAUCUAAACUCUUCCCUAGUUUUUUAAUAUAGUAAUUUCUUAAAUGUCUUUGAGCUGGCAAAUUGUUUGUUUGGCUGUCAGUAUUUUUUUCGAGAAAACGCAAUGGACCUUUGCGUUUCAUUUCAUUGAAAAGGUAGAAUUUGAUUUACAAUCCUCCUAAGAGGUGGGUUACAACCAGAGGGAAAUUAACUUAAUGCACAUCCCAGGUGGGUGGCAAGACUAGUCUGAGCCCUUUCGCGCCAGCUCUUGCCCAAAGUCGGGCUUCAUCCUUGAUCAUGGAGACCAGGGAGUGGACAGAGGGCUGGUUACCCUGGAAUAUGCAGUCAUUUCGAUGUUUCCAAAUCAUCCAAGGGGUGAGUAGCGCGGCAGAGGCGAGUCCUUUGUGAAGCAGUUUGGGAGUCUGCUGUUUGGCCUGCAACCACCGGUCCAUGAGGGUGUCCUCACCAUUAGGUGCUCUUGCUGUCAUCCUGAGCCAAGCAAGCACUUCAUGCCAGACAAUCUUAGUGAAAGGGCAUUCGAGCAUCAGGUGGCGCAUUGUUUCAGGUGCCUGGUCGCAGAGAGGGCAUUGUGUGUGAUGUUGCAGGCCGUGUCUUGCGAGGCGUUCCGUGGUCCAGCACCUGUCCAAAUUUGCUAGCCAGUGGAAGAAUUUGACACAUGGUGGCGCCCAUGUUUUCCAGAUUAGUUUCCAGGAGUGGCAAGUGACCGAUCCAUGGAAGGUUGCCAGGUACUCAGAAUGGGCAGAGUAGCUGCCAUCAUUAGUCCACUUCCAAAGCAAUUGGUCUGGCU
Molecule: messenger RNA, 1670 nt
Organism: Lolium perenne
Lineage: Eukaryota; Viridiplantae; Streptophyta; Magnoliopsida; Poales; Poaceae
Source: RefSeq, a predicted model, not a curated record